Molecule: messenger RNA, 1042 nt
Organism: Suillus bovinus
Lineage: Eukaryota; Fungi; Basidiomycota; Agaricomycetes; Boletales; Suillaceae
Product: kinase-like domain-containing protein
Exons: 7
Coding region: 1-825 (274 amino acids)
Biological process (GO): protein phosphorylation
Molecular function (GO): protein kinase activity; ATP binding
Source: RefSeq, a predicted model, not a curated record
AUGUUCCAAGACCUCUCAGAAUAUAUCUUCAAGGAUGGAGACUACCCUGCUGCUCGUGGUGGGUUCGGCGAGAUCUGGAAAUGCACCUUUUACAUCAAUCCUAGCCCCGUCAAAAUCGCCGUGAAAACAUUGCAGGUGAUAUGCGCCAACCUCGAUCAUCCAAACAUCCUACGCAUCUAUGGUUAUACCCAUGGCUUCGGCCCAUUUCCAGCAAUAGUCAGUCUUUGGGCGGAGAAUGGCAACUUGACAGUCUAUUUGGAGCGUCAAGGUACGACUCUGACUCUCGUUCGGCGAUUCCAACUGCUAACGCAUAUCAUAGCUGGUCUGCGAUAUCUUCACGCCAACAAUGUCAUCCAUGGCGACUUUAAUGGGCCUAACGUGUUGAUCCAUGGUGAUGGCACUGCGUGUAUUGCUGACUUUGGCCUUUCCUUGAUGUACUCCGAGUUUAUAAGCGCCUCCCAGGCAUCCUGGACGUCCACGCUCAAAGGAAACAUGCGAUGGAUGGCUCCUGAGCUACUCGUAGAGCGGGAUGAUGGCUCUCAAGUUCGACCAAGCGAGCAGAGCGACAUGUAUUCGUUUGGCGGUGUCAUGCUGCAGGUCCUCACCAACAGAUUACCCUAUUAUAACCUCACGAACGAUGCCGCCAUCAUACUCUGCAUAGCCAAGUCGCAAACACCCUCUCGAUAUCGUUAUCCUGAGCUCCCUGAGCAAUACUGGCCAUUUAUCGAGCAAUGUUGGUCUAGUAAUCCUUGGGGCCGUCCCUCGGCGGAGGGAGCUGACGAAGCGAUCAGGAAUGAAUUUUCUUUGCUAUCCAGAUCUCAAUGAUUCUUGACUGCCUCGCAUUCAGAAAUCUGUUUACAGUACAGCCAGAUGAAUAGAUCUAGGUACUCAUGUAGGCUCAUUCUAUGAUCUCUCUUGUGAUAUUGACACGCUUGUGCUACGAUGAAGAACGUCAGUUGUAGGAUCAUUGUCGAUUAUUGUGUUCACGAAUUCUGCGACAAGCAUGUCGCAGGCGCCAGACGAGACCUGGUCGGAAUCGAAA